AUGGCGAGACUCACUGACGAUGCCUACUACGAUGCCGGUGAAACGUCUUUGAAAUCUUUCGAGGAAAUCAACGUCCUGGCUCGCAAACCGAGGUCACGUGGGUCUAAUCUUCCACUUGCUUCUGUGAUUCCUCUCGCUCCUGCCAUAUCAUCCUCUUCCCUACUUUCUACUGUGCCUACAGAAGGUCCAGGCAUGCCAUCUGUCUCUUUGCCAGCAUCAAAUUUGGCUCAAAUUCCCCAACCGACCUUCGUUGACACUGAGUCAACUCUAGCCGAUAUUAGCCGAGCCUUUCGAACCAAUGGCCAACAAUAUUGUAGCCGACCGGAGUCCUCCGUGACGGAAGCCUACAUUCCUGUCAGUCGAUGGGAUCACCUAAUUUGGGAAGUCUGCUAUGAUCUUGCCUCCUUCUCUACGGCUUCAUUUUCUGUUUCCUUUGGUGGAGGUGUUAUGAGGCGGGCACCGACUGGUCAGCUCGGCACAGUUCGUUCUCCCUCCUGUUUGUGCACCUGUCAUGAAACCUUGGCAAAUAAUCCCCCACCAGCUGUAGGCUGUGAGCGCGAUACUAUCCUUACUAAUUGCAGCGGUGUUAUUGGAGGUAGCCAGCUAACACAUUCUUCAAUGCCAGUCAGUCGGUCUACAGGGAGAGGUCAGAUGGGUUCAGGCAUACGACAUUGCCUGAAAUGUGGUACCAGGGUUCAUCGGGGUACUGUUUUUAUGGAUGAAUUUAACUCUCAUCUUAGCAACGUUCGGGUCGAAUGGCCAGCCCGGUUUCGGCCCAAAUCACAGGCUUCUAUUCCACGAGGUAGACGACCAGCCAUGCUCCUUGCCACAUCAACCGGCCGAACCUGCAGUUCUCUUCCUGUACGCGUCCAACAUACUGGACGUAGUAGUCCGAACGUUAUUGAAUCCAAACAUAAUGCAUUGACGACGAUCCCAGUUAUGCCAUCCAAUUUAACAGCAACGUCAUCGGUACCGACUCUCGUUCCCGGCAAUGCUGAUUUGGCUCGACGUCAUCUCCUGGUUGAAUUUAUUUCAUCCCAAAAUCUAGCUAGGCUCGAACAGUCGAUCAAUAUUCCAGCUAAUGGGGCCCAGAAGAGGGAAGAAUCUAUCUGCUUAUGGCCUCCAGAUCUAGGAGUUCGGUCUUGCUCAGAAGCUCUUUCUGCUCCUAGAGGCUCGGAAUUGAUAAAUAUUGAUUUGAACUCAACUGAUAACAGAUUUAACGAUAUACCGGCCAAUGGAAACCAGUUAAGAGGCACAAUAGCAGCAGGUAAUAUGGAUGUCGUAAAAUUAGGGCAAUCUGGAGAAAAUGAAUAUUUAUCAUAUGGCACGACUAUGUCACGACCUCGAUCUCUUGAUCCGUUUGGGCGGUCAAUCGAACCGGCAUUCCUACAUGCUACUCAAGACAUAGAUGAUGAUGCAGCCUGCUUCAACACCGAGGUGUUUUCAGCUGCCAGACGCCGACUGCAGCAGGAAACGACAAGCAGCUCCGAUCUGAAUGCUGGUAUUCCCGUAUCGGUAGGUUACCAUUGA
This is a messenger RNA of Protopolystoma xenopodis, 1530 nucleotides long. NCBI's taxonomy places the organism in Eukaryota, Metazoa, Platyhelminthes, Monogenea, Polystomatidea, Polystomatidae. The record is from the annotation of a GenBank genome assembly.